AUGAAAGAUUGCUGAAAUACAAAUAAAAAGGAUCAUUGUGCAAAUUCCAAACCAACUUGGGGUUCUUGUAGGCUUGUAGCCAAGCUCCGUGCAAGUGAAAGAACCAAGCGGAGAGUAUCAGUAUGAAGCGAUUUUUCCAACCAAUAGAGAAAGAUGGCUCUUCCAAAAAACCUGCACUUUCAACCAAAGAUGACAAUGAAGAAGAAGAGAGAGAAUCUAAAGAUGACGGCAAAGAGCCCUUAAAGUUCUUGACAUGGAAUGCUAAUAGUUUACUUCUUCGUGCCAAAAACAACUGGUCUGAAUUCUCCAAGCUGGUUUCUUCUCUUGAUCCUGAUAUCAUUGCUAUACAGGAAGUAAGGAUGCCUGCUGCUGGUUCCAAGGGCGCAUCCAAGAACCAAGGCGAGCUAAAGGAUGACACAAAUGCCUCACGUGAAGAAAAGAAGGUGUUGAUGCGGGCCCUUUCAAGUCCUCCAUUUGGAAAUUAUCGUGUGUGGUGGUCUCUAGCAGAUUCCAAGUAUGCUGGGACUGCAUUGCUUGUGAAGAAAUGCUUCAAGCCAAAAAAGAUCUCCUUCUCUCUAGAUCCUUCAGUGAAAAAGCAUGAAUCUGAUGGUCGCUUGAUAUUGGCUGAAUUUGAGUCAUUGCGCUUUAUAAAUACAUAUGUGCCCAACAAUGGCUGGAAGGAAGAGGAAUCCUCAUUUGUAAGGAGAAGAAAAUGGGAUAAGAAGAUGUUGGAGCUUGUCUUGCAGUUAUCUGAUAAACCACUUAUUUGGUGUGGUGAUUUGAAUGUGAGCCAUGAAGAUAUUGAUGUAAGUCAUCCAGAUUUCUUUGCUGCAGCAAAAAUGAAUGGCUAUAUUCCUCCAAAUAAAGAGGAUUGUGGGCAGCCUGGAUUCACUAUAUCUGAAAGGAAACGUUUUGGUACCAUGCUGAGAGAGGGAAAAUUAAUAGAUGCAUACAGAUUUCUACAUGAGGAGAAGGACAUGGAGUGUGGCUUCUCAUGGUCUGGAAACCCAGUUGGCAAGUAUCGAGGUAAAAGGAUGAGGAUAGAUUACUUUUUAGUGUCAGAAAUGCUUAAGGACCGAAUAAUAUCCUGCAAGAUGCAUGGACAGGGCAUUGAGUUGGAUGGUUUCUGUGGAAGUGACCAUUGCCCAGUGUCACUCGAGCUUGCACCAAGUUCACCUGAUCCAACCCUGAACGAGGCUUCUAAUUGACAUUCUGAAGUAUAUAACCCCCCUUAUUUGAUGCAGUUUGAGAAGUAUUUCAGGCAUAUUGAUCCAGAUUAGUAUGUAAAUGAUUUACUAUUGAGUAAAGCAAUUUCUUCUUUAGUGUACUGUGCACUAGUAAUGAACAUGUUGCGAUAUGACUCAUGUAUUCGAAUAGAUCUUUAAUUAGUUAGGUCUCUUAGUAGUAUGUUAACCAGAUAACCAUUUUUCUUCUGGCUUUCUGCAUUAGAGGGUUUAUCAGUCUUAUGAGUUUUAACUUUUGAGAGGGUUUAAAUGAAUGUGUGAAAGUGUGCUAUUUGGUGCACAAAAAAAAAAGAAGAAGGCGAGACGCGUUAGUGUGUUGAUGUACAAGGAUAACCUGUCUAAAUGUAAAUACGGAGUACAUCUAAAAGAGACCGUGAGCAAUUGUUGAUGAUAUUUUUGGUUUUAAACAAGUA
Messenger RNA from Chenopodium quinoa (quinoa), 1657 nucleotides. RefSeq names its product DNA-(apurinic or apyrimidinic site) lyase-like. The coding region runs from base 123 to 1208 and encodes 361 amino acids. Gene Ontology annotation, biological process: base-excision repair. Gene Ontology annotation, molecular function: DNA-(apurinic or apyrimidinic site) endonuclease activity; phosphoric diester hydrolase activity; double-stranded DNA 3'-5' DNA exonuclease activity. The record is from RefSeq and is a predicted model, not a curated record. The transcript is spliced from 9 exons. Gene Ontology annotation, cellular component: nucleus. Lineage: Eukaryota; Viridiplantae; Streptophyta; Magnoliopsida; Caryophyllales; Amaranthaceae.